Messenger RNA from Scatophagus argus, 2958 nucleotides. It is a transcript of the gene lrrc18b, whose product is annotated as leucine rich repeat containing 18b. Gene Ontology annotation, molecular function: protein binding. The transcript has 3 exons. Bases 1159 to 1845 code for a protein of 228 amino acids. NCBI's taxonomy places the organism in Eukaryota, Metazoa, Chordata, Actinopteri, Scatophagidae. The record is from RefSeq and is a predicted model, not a curated record.
AUUUAUUUCAGUUUUUAUUAUCUUUUCUCUAUGGGAAUAAACUAAAUUGAAGAAUCAGUUUAUCUUCCUGGUAAGCCGGGAAACAGUCAGUGAAAGGUGUCAGUAUAAAAGUCUAACCCAGUUAAGAUCUUAUCAGACUAUAAUCAUGGCCUGGUAACAGACAUUAGAAUUCAUUUGUCCAUCCGAGCUGACAAAUCCAAUUUCAAAUGCAGUUUGAUUGAUUAAGAAACUGCACAGAUCAUUCACCUUGCUGCAAUUGGGAUCUGUACUGAUAUCGAGGUGGAGUGAAAUAAUAUUGCAAUUUGUAUGGACGCACUGCCAACUACUGGCGGAAAGGAGGUACUGUGUGCUAUUCACAUUAAGUGAAAUAUGAAAUGCAUUAGGCUAAAUUUAGACAGGUCACAGCUGAGUAAUGUCUGAGAUGUGACUACAGUAUGUGAUACAUCAUGCUGCUGACUGUGUGUGUGUGUGUGUGUGUGAGUGAGUGAGAGAGAGAGAGAGAGAGAUCAAUGCAGCUGUGUGAGUGCUGUAUCAUAUCACAGCUUGGGAAAAGGGUCAGACUGACAAACACAGCAUAGUUAAGCAGGUCAGUAUCCUGGAUACUUGAAUCAUGUUUUAUAAUACUGAGUUAUAUUUACUUUCCAGUGGAACUCAUAUGUAUGUUAUAUGUAUUUGUGGCGAUAUAAAAACAAAUAAAUGACCAGGAUACAAAAUACACUGCAUGAUUUUGCUCUUCUCACUACACACCUUCAAUGUGUGAUUUUUAUUUAAAACUGAAUGACCACAGAAACAGUUACUAUAAUCUUUUAAAAUUUCUUCCACCAAAGAACUAAGCACAGCCGUUCACAGCCGGAAAGUUUACUGAGAGCAAACAGCAGUUGCUUGGGAACAAAAGAAAACAAAUCUCAUGUCUGGCCUAGUGAAUCCAGGAUCUGCAAAAUUACAGACAGCCACUGUGGAACAUGUCAGCCAUGUUCCCCUUCUAACUUCAACAGUUUGACUAGGUUUCAUUUAUGGCUUGAUGAGUGUAAUUCUCAGGCAGAAAAAGAUACUCAGGUGACACUCGAACUGCACUAGUCUGCAGUCUUUGUCCUUUUGAUCUCUUUCCUGGUAUCCGGUGUGUUCCAUGUAAGGAAGCGGACUCAUUAAUGCUGCACAAUGGCCAAGGGAAAGAAAACCAGACAGACUAAAACUAAGACAAUCACCUUGAAAAUGGCUGAGAACUGCGUUCAACUGAUGCUGGAUGGUAGACGUUGCCUGGACCUCAGCUUCAAGGAGAUCUCCACGGUGCCAAAGUGCAUCCAGAAGUUGGGUGAAAUAGAUGAACUGGAUCUGAGCAGGAACAUGAUAAGAAAGCUCCCAGACUUUACUGACCAAUUCAUUAGCAUCUGUGUUUUGGAUCUGCACAGCAACUAUCUGGAGCAGCUCCCCGUGACUAUCGGUCGUCUUCGGAACCUGCUGGUUUUGAACCUAUGCAACAACCGUCUGACAAGCCUCCCCAACGAGCUCGGCCUGCUGAAGAAACUCCACACGCUCAACCUGGGCCUCAACCAGCUGGAAGCUCUUCCCGCAUCCAUCGGCGCUCUGAAGGAGCUCCGCCACAUCGGCCUCUCCGACAAUCGAUUCACCCGCGUCCCCGGCUGCCUUUCGAAGCUGGACAAGCUAGAGAAGGUCAACAUGGACAGGAACCCCAUCUUUCCUGAGCAGUCACCCAGCCAGGAGUCAGUCAUGAUAACGGAGAGACUUUACCUGGUCAAGGAGAGCUUCCUGUGUGAGGACUGCCUGAAUAAGUGCCAAGCUGAGAGGAAGAAGCUGAAGGAGGAACGAGCAAGGAACCCAAAUUAGUGCGUAUACCCAACAUGGUGAUUCGGAAAGGCAGGGAGAUGUAGGAACUGAUCUCACUUUUAAAAGACACAUUCAUACAAGGAUUGUUUUUAACCUCAUGUUAACGCUCAAGCAUAUGAGAUGAUUUCAUAGUGUACUGCACCUUCAGUGUAAAGUGGUUUUAACUCGCACCACAGCACCAGCUGCUGCUUUAAAAACACAGUCAGGAGACUAAUUAAACAUCCACUAGAUGUGUCUGUUGCACUGGCAUAGUUUGAAUUGACUUUUAUGGAGCUGGUAUGGAUUGAGUUUGUGUUUUGGUCCAAUACACUUCAGGAAUAUGGAUGCUUGUGAACACAUCAGUUUAUAACUUAAAUUCAGCUACAUUUUUAAUCAGCAGGUCAGCUCAUUCAUCUUAAGCUUUUUGCUUACUAUAUAACAUUUACCUUUAAAAAUUUCCGUUUGAAAUAAACAAGCAUAAUAUCCAAGCAGUUUUGAUCGCAGAAAUUUAAUCUAGUUUACUUUUGUGAUUUUCUUAUUUAUGGUAGGACACAGCGUGAACACAAUUCUCAAAUUUGUAUAUUUGUGAUCCAUGAGUAAAAUGUACUGUAAUCAGCAUGUACUGUACUGCAUGUGCUGACUACUGUGCUGACUAUCUCUUGGGCCUAGAGGGCAGCAAAGACUCACUGAGGACCAACACUUCUGCCAGCACCUUGCUGCCAUUGUUUCUGAAUGAUUUAACAAGCAAGAAAUUAGAUAACUCUUAUCUUCAAAGUCUGACGUGAAGUGUAUUAAUAUUUGAGUAUGCAUGAUUUAUUGAUUAUGAUCCUAAAUGAUCAUCAUCAUGAUCCUAUAAAACUACCAUAUCUGUAAAGACUUUAUGAGGAUAGGCGCAAGUAAACAUUUCAGUUAUUCUGGCUUAGUAUUCAUAGUUUAGUGGCGUGACAAUGAGGAAGGUGUGGGCAAAACACUAAUAAUUUGAUAAGCACUAAUAAAGUAAAUAAAACAAUGAAACUUCUAAUACGCCAAGACACAUGCACACGCCAAAAUACACACCCACAUAUAAAACUAAUGACAGAAGACUUGGUUUUGAUGCCCACAAAUUUACUGUUUUUGUUUCCCAUCAGUGUAUUU